CCUCGCGUUCACUGGAACUAAUUCACAAACUCACUGGUGGAUUGGUCGAUUCGCUGGCCAGAUUCCUGAUAGAUGUGGUUGAGAAUAUAUCAUAGAUGUCACUGUAUUCUCCAUGACGUCUUCCGAGCGCUCGUGCCCGAACCUCAUGAGCGUACACCGGUUACUGGAAUUAAUAUCCUAUACCUUUUAUUCCCCUUUCUGCCACUAAUUUACAUGGGAUACCUGGCGAGACGGCCAGACACGUUUACCUUGCGUCUUCUACUCCUUCCGUUGGUAGUCGCAGUUGCCGUCGGGACCUACUUUCGUUUCAUGUGGAUAGAGCCACAUCACAAUAUCUACAACUGGGGCCAAGGCCUACUCGCAGAAGCCAUUAGUGCCAAGGCAAUAGAUUUUGCAUGGAGAAAAGAGGGUAUGCUCAAGAUCAACGAGGUUCAGCCAGGUGUCACGAAAAAAUCCCAUGCUGUCAAAGCAAAUGGUGACGCGCAUACAAAACCAGCCACAUCAGAUCCAGCCACCUCAUCGCUUGCUUGGCUAUAUGAUGCCUUGGAAGUAAUUUUAUCCAACAGGGGUCUUGGUUGGAAAUUUGGUAUGGGGAUCCACGUACCUCGUGAGGAGAGAUCUCUCAAACGGAAUUCAUUCUUGUUUGCGACGUUUAUAUCAUUUGUCGGAAGCUACAUGAUCUUCGACCUCCUCGAGUCGCUAAUCAAGCUAGUACCUGGCGUUGGCACUCCUCAUGGCGGCACCAUAUUCAAGGCGGAACUACCAUUCUUCUAUAGAUAUACUCUUUCUACAGCCAUCCACGUUGCAACUGGCUCUUGCAUUUUGGCUGCCUUCCAACUCUUUUACGAUUUCAUCACGAUCUUUGCAGUUUUGCUUUUAGGAAGCUCCCCUUCAGCAUGGCCUCCCGUGCUAGACCAUCCUUGGCAAUCUGACUCGCUUCAUAUUUUUUGGUCCAAACGUUGGCACCAAAUUCUUCGAGAGAUUUUCUUUGUCUUUGGAGGAUUUUUUGGCAAGUCCAUCGCAGGAAAGUUCGGCUUGCUGUUUGGGACAUUCAUCGGGUCUGGAUUAUACCACGAACUCCCUGCAUAUGCACUCGGGAGAGGUUUUGAUACCAUCGUUCCGCUCUUUUUUGCACUGCAGGCUCCUCUGCUGCUUUGUGAAAAGGUCUGGUACAAAUACACAGGAUACCGCGUCAGUGGAUUGUAUGGGAGGUUGUGGGUUUACUUUUGCAUCAUUGUACUUGGGCAGCCCUUAUCGAACUCUUGGCAUAUGAGAGGUCUUGGUGGUGGGCUCAUGCUUCCUCCUUCAUUAAGCCCUGCUCGCCAAUUUAUUAUACCAUCUAUUCGAUAUUCCCUCAAUGGUACGGGCACGGAUAUCCUAGAAUUUAUAGUUGGGCCCACGUAGUCGAUAUUGCCUUUUGCUACCACAAGGUGUAAUAGUUAUUGGUCGGUCUUGAAAACGUA
Messenger RNA from Suillus discolor, 1463 nucleotides. RefSeq lists its product as uncharacterized. The record is from RefSeq and is a predicted model, not a curated record. The coding region runs from base 73 to 1404 and encodes 443 amino acids. Gene Ontology annotation, biological process: lipid metabolic process. The transcript is spliced from 4 exons. NCBI's taxonomy places the organism in Eukaryota, Fungi, Basidiomycota, Agaricomycetes, Boletales, Suillaceae.